AUGCGUCAGCCACCCUCGCCCGAGGCCUUGCCCCGUGCAGUUCAUUACAUGCUGCGCCUGCAAGGAGGCUCGCGAAGUGCCCUCCGGCCGCACCGGGAAGCAGGGGAUGUGAAGAACACGCCCUCGUCUUGGGGGGCAUCCGUCUCCAAACCCAGCAGAUUCUUGACGUGUCCCUUCUUGGCCAUCGCAGCCGUAGUCAGGCUCUGCCCGGUUCGGGCCGUUUGUCCUCUUGCUACCGAAUAUUGCUUGAUAGGUUUUGGUCUGGACCAUCAGCGGCCGAAAAAGGAAAGCUCGCACUGGUCGGCCUAA
Messenger RNA from Symbiodinium necroappetens, 309 nucleotides. The record is from the annotation of a GenBank genome assembly. Lineage: Eukaryota; Dinophyceae; Suessiales; Symbiodiniaceae.